UCCGCGAACAAAAACACUAUAUAUACCGGCCAGAAUUUGUCUGGCCUUAUCAUUUUAUUUUAAAAAGUUGAAACAGUUGAAUAUGAAGGUGUUUUUGAUUAUUAGUUGCUUUGCUGUAGGUGUGCUACAAAUUAAGGCAGCCCCUUUGAAUGAAGAGCAAAAAGAAAAAUUAGCUUCCUACCACAAACACUGCUUGGCCGAAUCCAAAGUAGACGAAGCCCUAGUGAAGGAAGCCAAGAAAGGUCAGAUCAGCGAAGAUCCAGCCUUUAAGAUCUACCUCAAUUGCUUCUCGCAAAAAAUUGGUUUCCAAGAUGCUAAAGGGGUAAUUCAAAAAGACGUUUUCGAACAAAAAAUUGGAAAGAUUGUUGACGAUGCAACACUAUUGGAGAAAAUAGUAAAUCAGUGUGCAGUUCAACAGGACAAUCCAGUGGAAACGUCAUUUUAUAUUGAAAAAUGCUUACAUCAAGUUGCUCCUAACAUCGAAAUUUUUAAGGUAAAUCCUGAUGUAGUAUACGUUCCAAAUGAAAAAGCUCAAGAAGCUUAUAUCAUCCACAAAGAUUGUGCCCUUCAGUUCAAUCACGAUGAACAAGAAAUUGAUGAACGUCGCAAAAAAGGCACCCUGUUCGACAAUAACAAAUACAGAGAUUAUUUCUUCUGUUUCUCGAAACGUCAAGGUUUCCAAAAUGAAGAUGGGCAAAUUAAUAGGGAUGGUUUAAUUAAUAACGUAAAUCAGGUCGUUGAAGAUAAGGCGGUUAUUGAUCGCAUAGUAGAAAAGUGUAAUGUUCAGCAAGAUACUGCUGAAAAUACUGCUUUCUUUUUAUCAAAAUGUCUUCAGGAAAAUUUACCUGUUUAUGUAGAACUCUUCCCCAGAGACAUUCCAGUGCCAGACGAAGAAGCCAAACAAAUCAUUAAAAAUGGCCGCGAAUGUUUACAAGAAACAGGGGUAAACCGUGAACUUGUCCAGAAGACACGCAACGGCAUCUUCGUAGAAGAUCCAACCUUGAAAGAAUUUGCGUUUUGCAUGGGCAAGAAAGCUGGAUUCAUCAAUGAAGCCGGUGAUGUCCAAAUCGAUGUUUUGAGAAAAAACACAUUGAAGUUGAUCAAGGACCCCGUUGUCGUCGAGAAACUUGUCAAAUUGUGUGGCGUCAAGAAAGAGACUCCUCAAGAAACAUCUUUUUACGCUUCGAAAUGUUUCAGUAAAAAUUCUCCAGGGAGAUUGAGCAUUACACAGUUCGGUGCUCUAUCAUCAGCUCAACAAGCCAAAGCCAGCAAACUUAUCAAGGAAUGUUUCCAAGAAUCCUCUGUACCCAACGAGUUGGUUCUCAAAGCUCGAAAAGGAAAUUUCUCAGACGAUCCAUUACUCAAGCAGUAUUUCCUUUGCGUAUCCACAAAAGCUGGAGUUCUGAGUGAAGCUGGUGAAUUUAACAAUGACGUGAUCAUAAACGACUUAACUGAAAUAUUCAACGCUGAUGAAGCUAAUAGUUUGGUAAAGAAAUGUGCUGUCAAACGCGGUUCACCUACAGAAACUGCUUUUGAGUCGUUUAGGUGUUUCUACCAAAAUGCUCCUGAGGUGGUGCCAUUAUUUUAAAUCAGUAUAACUUUAAUUUAAUAUUA
This is a messenger RNA of Sitophilus oryzae (rice weevil), 1614 nucleotides long. RefSeq lists its product as uncharacterized. The record is from RefSeq and is a predicted model, not a curated record. The coding region runs from base 83 to 1588 and encodes 501 amino acids. The transcript has 5 exons. Gene Ontology annotation, biological process: sensory perception of smell. Gene Ontology annotation, molecular function: odorant binding. NCBI's taxonomy places the organism in Eukaryota, Metazoa, Arthropoda, Insecta, Coleoptera, Curculionidae.